Cladophialophora psammophila CBS 110553 is the source of this 1464-nucleotide messenger RNA. RefSeq lists its product as uncharacterized. Gene Ontology annotation, molecular function: monooxygenase activity; heme binding; iron ion binding. Lineage: Eukaryota; Fungi; Ascomycota; Eurotiomycetes; Chaetothyriales; Herpotrichiellaceae. The record is from RefSeq and is a predicted model, not a curated record. The coding region runs from base 1 to 1464 and encodes 487 amino acids. The transcript is spliced from 6 exons.
AUGUCGCCAGACUCGGUGGUUGGCCCUCUCUUGGGCAACGUUCUUCAGAUACCGAGAUUUCAUUUUUUGCUGGUGUUGCUCUUGUUGCUGGUGGCGAGGGGGCUAUACAAACGUUAUAAUUCACCGCUAAGUACAUGGCCUGGGCCGCUGCUGGCGUCAUGCUCGCGGGUCUGGAAGUUCUGGGUCACGUACAAGGGUCACAGUGAACACGACUACAUGGACCUCCAUCGCAAAUAUGGUCCGAUCGUCCGCACGGGUCCAAACGAGCUGUCUUUUGCAUCUCCAGAGGCGGCCAAAGAUAUUUUUGCGGUGGGAAAGGGCGUUGAGAAGACCGACUUUUAUUGGGUGUUUCCACCAGCCGAGAAUCCGGAUGUCUUUACAGAGAUCCGCGAAUGGAAGCACGCACAGCUGAAGCGGUUUACAGUCCAGCCGUACAGCUUAGCCUCGCUGCAAAAGAUGUCGUCCUCCAUCGACGCCAUCGAAAAGGAGCUCAUGGAUAGACUCGAUGGAUUUGCCAACGCUGGACAGAGACGUUGUAACCUUGGAGACUAUCUCCAUUACUUCGCCUUCGAUGUUCUGGGCGAAGUUGCUUUCUCCCACCGCUACGGCUUUGUCGGCACAGGCACCGAUGUUGAGGGUUGCAUAAAGUAUAUCGACGAUGUCCAAUUUUAUGACGGCCUCGUCGGGCAAAUCCCAUGGUUGCAUUACCUGCUGCGACUCAACCCCCUGGCAAUCGGAAAAAAAAUGGACAAUAAUGGCAAGUCAAGCACAGGGCGGGACGACUUGCUGGCGCAAUUCAUCCAGGGGCACCUUCGCGCUCCUGACAAGUUUACUGAGGCAGACGUGUUUUCGGUAGCUCACGGAGCAAUCGGUGCUGGCUCCGACUCGACUGCGUCUACUAUGCAAUCCUUCUUCUAUCUGCUUCUCAACUCGCCGUCCACCUAUCAGGCGCUCCUUUCAGAACUCGACGCGGCCACCACCUCAGGGACGCUCUCCGACCCGGUUAGCUACCUAGAGGCCCAAGCCCUGCCAUACUUCCAAGCAUGCCUCCAUGAGUCUAUGCGUCUCCGUCCUGCUGUGGGCCUGAAUAUCUACCGCAAAGUUCCACCCGAGGGUAUGCAGAUCGACGGCACGUUCUACCCCGGAGGGACCGAAGUCGCGGUGAACGGCUGGGUCUUGCACCGAGACAAGACGGUCUUCGGGCCCGAUGCGGAAGAUUAUCGUCCGGAGCGUUGGUUGGAAUCCAAUGCGAAGGAGAUGCACCGACACAUGUACCAGUUCGGCGGCGGAAGCCACCUCUGCCUCGGCAGGAACCUCGCGCUGUUGGAGAUGAACAAACUGCUCCCACGGCUGUUGAGGCGAUACCAUUUUGGGCUGGUCCACCCGGGAAGACCAUUGAAGCAUCGUACCACGUUCUUCGUGGUGCAGGAGGGGCUAGAGGUUUACAUAUCGCUCCGAACUUGA